Diorhabda carinulata is the source of this 3466-nucleotide messenger RNA. RefSeq names its product RNA-binding protein 5-like. Gene Ontology annotation, molecular function: RNA binding. The transcript has 12 exons. Gene Ontology annotation, biological process: mRNA splicing, via spliceosome. The record is from RefSeq and is a predicted model, not a curated record. Gene Ontology annotation, cellular component: nucleus. NCBI's taxonomy places the organism in Eukaryota, Metazoa, Arthropoda, Insecta, Coleoptera, Chrysomelidae. Bases 384 to 3038 code for a protein of 884 amino acids.
UAUUGAAAUUUCAAUUGCCCCGAACGGUAGUAUGCGGACGAUACGCAGGCGCUAAGUUAAAUUAUACGAUCGAGUAGUCUGCCAUCUUGUUCUAUAAAUAAUUAGUGACGAAAAAUUGUAAGACGGAAUUAUUUCGAUAAAUUUAAUAGAAUUUUGUGUUAAACCAGUAUUGUGUUAUUCGAGUAUGUCAAUUUUCAAUAUAGAAUAGUAUCCUUCUCAGUAAUGACCGUCGUGAUACAAAAUGUCAUGCUACAAUCGUGGUUCGCAACGAUAUCGGCGCCAUACUCAAUAUUUUAGUGACUUCCUAUAACAAACUUUAAAAUUUAUUUCCAAGCAUAAUAAUUGUAAUUCAUUGGUACUAUUUACAUUGUAUAACAAUUCAAAUGGCUCGCGAAUACUCCCCGAGAGAUAGAAGUAUGAGUAUCUCCCCCGAACCCCAUAAGAGAGACUCUCCCGUAGAUUAUAAGCAUAAAAGUAGAUCGGGGUCUAGGUCCCCCAGUCAUAGUAGGCGACAUAAUGGUUAUAGAUCUCCGACACAUCAUAAAAAAUCACUUUAUGAAAAUAGGAAAGAAAGUGACUAUGAUAGUGAUUGGGAACAUUCACAUAAAGAUCAGGAUCGCGCCUGGGAUGGUGCAAGAAAGAAUUGCUCUCGUAGUCCCGAUUUUAGGGAUAGAGAAAGGGAUCGAGAUCGGGAAAGACGGCAUCAUCGAAAUCGUGAUAGAGACCGAGAGCAUAGGAGAAGACGAUCGAGGAGUAGUGGCUCUCGAUGGGAAAAAAAGGCCCGUGACAGGGACAGAUAUAGGGAUGAUGAAAGAGACAGUGAUAGUGAAAGAAGCCCUGGGAGUGCACCUAUCGGAGCUAGUGGAUCAGAAAUCAUUGGAUACAAAAGUCAACCUCCAAAUAAUACCAUAAUGAUACGAGGACUUGCCCAGCAUAUUUCUGAAUAUGAUAUAAGACAGGAUAUAAUUUCGUGCGAGUUGAUGCCAAAGGACAUUCGGCUUAUUAGGAAAAAAGAUACAGGUGCUUCCCGCGGUUUCGCCUUUGUCGAGUUUGCCACAUUGGGUGAGGCUGUUCGUUGGAUGGAGAUUAAACAGGGAGUGUUGAUGCUGCAAGACCACUAUCGUGCUAUAAUGCAAUAUAGUAUACCUAAAGAUUUGGGCUCUGCCGAUAAGCCACCUUCUUUCAAAGCUUCAGCUGAUUGGUUUUGCAUAAAGUGUGGGGCUCAAAACUUCAAAAGAAGAGAUAAUUGUUUCAAAUGUCAUGCAUCUAGAACUGAAAGUGAAGAAGGGGGUAGUGGUAGUGACGAAAUUUGUAAUUAUGCCACAAAAACAAUUAUGAUGAGAAAUUUGGAUGCAUUAACCACUGAAGAUUCAGUUAUGUCAGUUUUGAGCACAGCUAUACCUGAUCUAGUUAAAAGUAUAUCUGCCGUAUGUAUAGGAAGGGAUCCUCUCACUUCCACGUCCAGAGGACUCUGUUAUUUGGGAACAGAUAGUACCAUAGAUGCUUUAGCUAUAUUCGGAGCUUUAAAUAAUCUAAAAACACCCCUCACUAUUGAUGGAAAAUCUGUGAUAAUAUCUUAUUGUAAGUACAACAUGGGAGACACCAAAAAGGCAUAUUCACAAGCAGAUCACGAAGCAUUUCCCAAUGCAGCUGUACCUAGUACGUACGCAAUGACUGAUGUUGAUAGCUUAGCAGAGUACGCAGCUAGGCGUUAUGCCAAAUCUCCUCAAGAAUACAUGCAAUAUAUAGAUUAUUACAGAAGUUUCUUUACCCAGCAAAUCAGUGCAGGAAAUUCCAUAACACUCCAAGAAAAUCAAAUGGAUGCUGCCAAUGCUGCAGCAGCUGUAGCCCAAUCUGCUAUACAGCAAUUAAAUGCUAACAAAACUACUCCUAGCUAUUAUGAUGUACAGCAAACUCCAACUGGAACUGAUGGAAAAAAAUAUCCUGUUCCCGAUGUUUCUCGUUAUGUCUACGACAAAAAUACUGGUUACCAGUAUUGCUCAAUUACUGGCUUGUACUACGAUCCUAACUCUACAUAUUAUUGGAAUUCCCAGAUCCAAAAAUGGCUAUAUUGGGAUCAUGAUAAACAAACGUACAGCUUAGCACCAGUUUAUGAUUCUUUCAAUCAACAUCCUCAAGGAUCUACAGAAAAUAUGACACAAGAAUCUGACAAUAAGAAGCAGAAAGUGGAGAAACAGGAUAAAGUAAAAGUAGCAAAGAAAAUAGCAAAGGACAUGGAAAGAUGGGCCAAGACACUUAAUCAGAAAAAAGAAAAUGCUGUGUUAAAAGCUGCCAGUGACUCUAGUGUUAGUUCAAGUAGUGCUUCGGCAGAUAUUGGUUUCUCUGUACUAGAAAAGAAAACUUUGACACCUACAACAACUGCGCCCCCACCUUUUUUCAACACUGAUGUAGAAGAACCGAAUUCUUCAGUUUCUUCAGGACCUCUGGUUGCAGCCUAUGGAGGAGAAAGUGACUCAUCAGGUGAUGAGGAAGAAGAGCAACUCUUAGAUUACACAAAACUAAUAUGUAACUUGUGUAAAAGACAGUUGGGUUCACUAGAUGCAUUGAACAAACAUGCUAAGCUUUCUACCCUCCACAAACAAAAUUUAGAAGCUCGGAGUAAGAAAAAAUCGGAAAAGGCUAGCGAUAAAAUUGUGUAUCGUGAUAGAGCUAAAGAAAGGAGAAUGAAAUAUGGAGAUCCAGACACACCAAAACCCAGUAAAUUGAAAGAGAAAUAUCUCAAAGCUAGAGAUGUAGAGCUUCCAGUCUCCUCUGCUUCUGUAAUGGAACCCAUUGGAGCCGAAAACGUUGGAAAUCGGUUAUUGCAAAAGAUGGGGUGGAGUGAAGGGCAGGGCCUUGGAAAACAAAAUCAAGGAAGGACUACUAUCAUACAGGCGGAACAACACAGCAGCACUGUUGGUUUGGGAAGCAAGUUGCCAGGAUAUACAGCUUUAGCAGGAGAAAGUUAUAAAGACUGUGUAAAGAAAAUGAUGUAUGCUCGGUACCAAGAAUUGACGGAAAAAGAAAAUAGUAACUAGUUUUUAGUUUGUUAUUAUGUACAGCGUAAUUAAUAAUGAAAUUCGAAAUAUUUGAAAAUAAUUUUCAUAAGACUAUAAUGAAAGUAUGGUGAUGAUAACAUAUUCAUAUGCGAGUGUAGUACUCUAUUGAAGAUAAUCUAAGGAUACAGAACGGUUUUCACAAUUCUAUUUAUUUUUGGAAUAAAUGUAAACCCAAACUUUCAUUUUAGUCUGCAUCGUGAACGUUUUUUACGAAUCUAUUUCUACAUUGUUAGUUAUCAUUAUAGUGCCAAGUAUAAUUACAUAUAAUGUGCUAUUUAUAUUUUUUUUAUAAUCUAAUAGAUUACUAUUCAGUAGUUUUCUGUAAAAUGAAUUGUGAAGAUGUAAUUCGAGUUUGAUUUCAUAACUCAGGAAAUAUUUUUUUUCAUGAAAUAUAAUGUUAAUCAAAA